Oncorhynchus gorbuscha (pink salmon) is the source of this 4076-nucleotide messenger RNA. Its product is annotated as bromo adjacent homology domain-containing 1 protein-like. Bases 697 to 3279 code for a protein of 860 amino acids. Lineage: Eukaryota; Metazoa; Chordata; Actinopteri; Salmoniformes; Salmonidae. Gene Ontology annotation, molecular function: chromatin binding. The transcript has 8 exons. The record is from RefSeq and is a predicted model, not a curated record.
GCGGCUCCUGGAUGAUGCUAUUAUGUAAAAACACGCUACACUGCAAAAAUACGGUGUUUUAUUUAAACAUGCUGCAGAAAAUAUUUCCGCGAUUUUUUUCUGCUUUUGAAGACCGUUCGGCUUGAGGACGGUUACAAAUUUUCCCUGCCAGUGCAAUAGAAUAGGCUAACAACACUUCAGCUGCGAGCAGGCUUGUUUGUGAGACUGGUGCGCAACUGAAAACUGCCUUGUACUGCCAUAACGGAUCAAGCGACGUGUUUCUCUACACUUCAGCGGUAUCAACUCGUGUGUGGAAACAGAUCCGAGAUACGCUGGUAAACAGUUCCACGGAAUAUGCUACCUUUCGGAGAAUAGAGGGUGGUUGGAGUGGUUUUGCUUCUUUCGUCGUUUAUUUUUUUUCGGGGGGUUCCUCGAAUAGAGUGUAGGAAAGCUAGAGGAAGCCAAAUCUAAUCAUUCGACAUUGACUUUCGCGGAAGGCUGAGUGAGACGAGCACUUAAAAGUCAAGAACAGAAGCCAGCAAGCACCCAGCAUCGGACUAACGUCGGAUGCUAGUGCGUCGUGUUUAGCGAUAUAUCCACCUCUUAACAAAAAGGUGUCCUGGUCGGGAUUAUACUGUAGAUCGCCUCCCUAAUAUAUUGUGAACUUGCCUAGGGAGGAGAGUUGCCACAGAGACCCACAGGGUGGUGCAGCAUGUGAUGAUCCACGCCCGGAACGAAGGUUCCCUCAGCCAGAGCCGCAGCACAGGGAGGCGGGAACACUGCCCCCAUAGGCCACAUGGUGAGACCAUGGGCGGGGCCUGGCUUGAGCGCACGCUACGAUUCGGCAGGACCUUGAAAAAGUGUAAGACCAAGCGAGGAAGGGGAGGGGUUAAAGAGAUACGGGAGAAGGCGCCGGAACGGAAUAGGAGGCGGGGCAGGAAAUCAUAUCCCUUACGAGGAAGGGGAGGGUUUUCAGAGGAAGAGGGACUUAGCUGUCACGUUUUACUCACGCGGUUGGAGGAGGACAUCCAGGAGCAGGAGGACACCAAUGAGACGGGGAAUGAUUCGCCUACCCAACCGCCCGUCAAACCUGAAUCCCGGAUCAAGAAACUGGGCAAAGAAAAAGGCGAAGCCAAGGGGAAACUCCUGGCGAAGAAGAUGAUUCCCAAAACCACCAGUGAUGUGCAGGAGUCUCCAUUUCCAGAGCCGCGUAAGCGACGGCUAGCUUCUCUCAACGCUGAGGCGGUGAACAGUCUGCUGUUGGAGAGACCCAACGAGACCCAGCCGGCUGGAAAACAGGCCAGGAGACAGCAGGAGGAGCCCUCCAGCGGUGAGUCAACCCUGGGGACAGAUCCAGCUAGUGGCGGGGUGGCCGGAGGUCCUAAAGCUCAAAGGGCCAGCAGCAGCAAGGCCUCCGUAUUGCACAAGCCUGAACUGUGCCGAUGCUCCAAAAAGGCCAAGAAAGUCUCCAAGAAACGGACCAAACCAGAUAAAGGAGAGAAGAAAGAGACUGCGAUGAUGACUCUACAGAUGUUACACACCCCUGCUCCUCGACGGCUAGCCGGACUCAACGCUGCCGCGCUGCUAAAGUUAACGAGCACCUCCGCAACUAGCAAACAGCGAGUGAAACCAACAUCGACUAAGACGACCGACUGCAAGACCACGAGCGCCGCAUCAUGUGAUGUGAAGCAGAAGCAACCGCGACUGAAUCUUAAACAGUGUGGCCGCCAGCCUAAGCAGAAGGGAAGGAAGUUGAUUCCAGAACAGGGAGGCUGCAAGAAGUCCAACUUUGAGCCCAAAGUGGAGUGGGAGUCUGGAGGUUGCACCCACCGGCUAACCAAACCAGGCUACCAGUCACGCAGCAGGCUAGCCUACCCGCUGAAGCCUGUCGUCAAAGAGGAGCAGGUUGAGGCAGAGCUGAGACCGUACUACUGCUGCCCCCCAGAGGGUUCUGUGGAGUACUGCCACCGCCUAGCAUUGUUCCUGGGUCAGAAGGCCUAUGCUGACUCAGAAGAACAACCUUUAAACACUGCAAUGACCCCUAUGAAGCGGGAGUGCCUGGUGACAUCGCCCUCCGUGGCCCAACCCCAUUCCCAUGCAGCCCUGACCCUCAGCCCCCACCCUUGCCUCUGCACCGCCGACCCCGCCUGCUUCUCCAGCUACUACGUCCACAUCGCACACCCCGGAGCUCCUUCGACCACCCUCAGCUCGAGACCUCUGAACUUUGGCACCUCGACAAUGUGUCCCGGCAUGGUGUCUGGGUCUAAGCUGCUGGGUCCUCCGGUGUCCCAUGCCUCGACACUGGCCCACCCUGCUUUCUGUGGCUCAGUGGGCUCGCCCUACUACAGCAAGGCCUGCCGUGUCAGCGGCUACACCUACAGAGCCAUGCAGCCGGUCAACAGCAGGGGGUGCUCUUUCUCCACAGGCUGUUCCGGGUUUACACACGGCAUCAAGACAGAGGGUUACUCUUCCCCCAAAAGCGACCACAGCCCCUCCCUCCUGGUCUCCCCCUCCCUCCCACUCUCGGGUUGCCCCCUCUACACCACCCCCCUCCUCCACCCAGGCCAAGCCCCAUCUCCUCACCCCCCCUGUCUGACCGCAGAGUGCACCAAGCCACCUAACGGUUAUCUGUCCAUGGGGAGAACCAGGCUGUCGCAGAAACAGCCAGCCCCGACAACCUGCCUGUCCCCCGCCAAGCAGAAGAGGGUGAUCCGCCGACGGGCCACCAAUGGGUGGCUGCCUGUAGGAGUGCCCACGGAGAAAGAAGUGUUCAUUGCGGGGGAGGAUGAGACGGCUUUGAGGCAGUGUUAUGAAGGAGUACAGAGAGACAGUGAAGUAAUACGUGUCAGAGACACAGUGCUGCUGCGCUCCGGUCCCCGGAAGAAGUCCCUGCCCUACGUCGCCAAGAUAUCGGCGCUCUGGGAGGAUCCCAAAUCUGGAGAGCUGAUGAUGAGCCUGUUCUGGUACUAUCGACCUGAACACACACAGGGAGGCCAAGACUCCAGUAUGCACUGUGAGAAAGAGAUUUUUGCCUCUCGGCAUCAAGACGAGAACAGUGUGGCCUGCAUCGAAGAUAGAUGCUAUGUUCUCCCACUAGCACAAUACUGUAGAUUUUGUGCCUUGGUGAAGCGGCGUGAAGAGGGUGCGCCCCCUGGCACUGCCAGAGUGGUCCCCUGCACCUCGGACUUCAACCCCCCCGACCACCGCCAGGUUCCUGCCAACAUCAACCCUGAACUAGUGUACCUCUGCCGCCACGUCUACGACUUCCGAUACGGACGCAUCCUCAAGAACCUGCAGUAGGGGGCAGCAGAGGACACGCAGACACACCCCUAGUGGAGCAAACACACUCCUACACAUGGGGCUGAAGGAUGAGAGGGGGAACCUCUGAAGUGUUUUGGUGGGACCCCUGAUUGACCCUUGACCCCUGAUAGGCACUCGGGUCAGGUGGAGGGAGACUGAAGGAUCAAGUAUCGAAGGGGGACCACUGAUAUCUGAGUGGGUACCUUAGCCCCCUUUACAAUUGUAGCUAGGGAGCUGAAGUUUUGGCUCCCUCAACUGGAGAACUAUACCGGCUUGGAGAAGGGAGGGGUGGAUUCUUUCACAGAGAUCUGUUCCUCCACACCACUUAAAGAGUUAAUGGUCCUGGUCCCCAUGUCCCGCUAUACCAUGUGCAUCAACAGCCGUGUUGGUGACCUAACAAGAAGAGGAGCUGUUAUAGCAGAGUGACACUGGGCUUAUCACGGCAUUGUUUUGAUGUUAGAGCCUGACGUAAUGACAACGUUCUUCUUCAUUUGUGUUUGUCUCAGAGGCAGCUGUGAUCGUGAGGGCACACACACACUGAGGUUUUAUAUCCCUGCCGUGUGUCAGAGAGUGACGUAGUGGGUGGGUGUGUGUUCAGUGCAGGUUCACAAAGGAUCGCAGUGUUUCCCCUAUAUUUCCCCUGUGGUAAAUCGUGGCCGCUAAGAAAGUAUAUAAAGUGCCAGUCAAAAGUUUGGACACACCUACUCAUUCAAGGGUUUUUCUUUAUUUGUACUAUUUUCUAUAUUGUAGAAUAAUAAUAGUGAAGACAUCAAAACAAUGAAAUAACACAUGGAAUC